This is a messenger RNA of Polypterus senegalus (gray bichir), 633 nucleotides long. RefSeq names its product crooked neck-like protein 1. Gene Ontology annotation, molecular function: protein binding. Bases 229 to 633 code for a protein of 134 amino acids. The transcript is spliced from 4 exons. Gene Ontology annotation, biological process: mRNA splicing, via spliceosome; spliceosomal complex assembly. Gene Ontology annotation, cellular component: precatalytic spliceosome; U2-type catalytic step 2 spliceosome; post-mRNA release spliceosomal complex. The record is from RefSeq and is a predicted model, not a curated record. Lineage: Eukaryota; Metazoa; Chordata; Cladistia; Polypteriformes; Polypteridae.
GCACGUUCAAUUUACGAACGUGCAUUAGAUGUAGAUCACAGAAAUGUUGCUCUUUGGCUCAAGUAUGCAGAGAUGGAAAUGAAGAAUCGACAGGUGAACCAUGCCAGAAAUAUUUGGGACAGAGCUAUCACUAUCCUCCCUCGGGUCAACCAGUUUUGGUACAAGUAUACAUAUAUGGAAGAAAUGUUGGGAAAUGUUGCUGGUUGUCGCCAGGUGUUUGAGUGAUGGAUGGAAUGGCAGCCAGAUGAGCAGGCCUGGCACUCCUACAUCAAUUUUGAAUUAAGAUACAAAGAAGUGGAAAAAGCCCGCAAUAUUUACGAGAAAUUUGUAUUUGUACACCCGGAGGUGAAAAACUGGAUUAAAUAUUCUCGUUUUGAAGAUAAACAUGGAUAUAUUGCUCAUGCUAGGAAAGUGUUUGAAAGAGCAGUGGAAUUCUUUGGGGAGGAAUAUAUGGAUGAACAACUGUUUGUGGCAUUUGCAAAGUUUGAGGAAAAACAAAAGGAGUCUGAAAGAGUCCGAGUAAUCUACAAAUAUGCUUUGGACAAGAUUCCUAAACAACAAGCUCAGGAGCUCUUCAAGAACUAUACAAUAUUUGAGAAGAAAUUUGGAGACAUAGGGGAAUUGAAGAUGUAA